Messenger RNA from Adineta steineri, 1314 nucleotides. The record is from the annotation of a GenBank genome assembly. Lineage: Eukaryota; Metazoa; Rotifera; Eurotatoria; Adinetida; Adinetidae.
AUGUUACCGGAGUUCAGAGGUCAACUAUUUCAAUUACCCCUUAUUGCAACAACAUGGACAAGUGCUCGAAAUCGAUAUAUACAAGAGAAACAGAAUUCUCCAUUACCAAUUCGUUUUAUUUUAAUAAUUAUUGAACAAACAAUUUUAUCAGUACAUAAAAAUAUUAUUCAACCUUUGCCCUUGCCAUAUCAUUCUUAUCUAAAUAGUUUGGAUCAUUUUCUUUGUUCACAUAUUAAUUCUAUUCGACAUAUCUGUCCAAUUGUUGAUCAAACUUCCGAUGAAGUUAUUGAACGUUAUAGUAAUCUAUUCUUUUUAUCCGUGAUAAAUAAAAGUUCAAAAUCCAGUACAAUUAAUAGUAAUUUUAAUAAUAUAACAAAUGUUCGUAAAGAAAAAAAAUUUAAACUUUUCGGAACAUAUUUUCGAUUUAUAACAAGUAUAUUAAUGGUGAUUGAAAUGUAUUCGAAAUCGAUUAAAAAUGAAUUAAAUGAUUAUAUUGAUACAACUCGAAAUCUUUGGAAAAAUUUAAAUAUGGAAGAUGGACGAUCAUUAGAUGAAGUUGAGUCAUUUUCGGAAAAAUUACUUGUUCUUGGUCGUCGUAUGACUGGUAAUUAUCGUCAACUCGUUUAUCUUAUGCGUUAUCAAUUAAAACGAUGUCGAUAUAUUCUAUUUUCAUUUAUACGUGUUCAUUAUUGUUUUCGUACAACUGCCUGGCGUAUUACUCGAAAAAUUCAAAUGAAUAAAAUGAAUCAAAAGUUUAAUGUUCGUGCACGAUAUGGAAUAAUAUCAUCAAAAGAACGUGUUCAUCAUUAUUUAGACGUAAUGAUGUUACAUGCAGCUAAACAUCCGUGGAUGAGAUGGAUAACACCAAGUUCACCUAAACCACAGCCUCAACAACCAUUGACAAGCAUUCGUCCGAUAUUUUUUGUUUCAUCCAAUAACACUUCAGAAUGUAGUGGAUCGGAAGAUAAUGUUCGAGAUGCAUAUCCUAAAUAUUUUGAAUCAACACCAUAUAGAAGAAAUUUUAAGCGUACGGAUAUAAUUCAAUCGAAAUUACAAAUUGAAGAAGCUUUAUCAAAUGUUUCUUCAUCUUCAUCAAGUACAUUGGAACCAAGUGUUGAUGUUAAAGAUAUUAUUCGACAAGUUGAGUCUCAAUCUAGCCAAACAUUAGAUACAAGUUGUUCAGUAAAUCAAGAUGAUGAAAAUCAAAUUAUUGAACAAGCAUUAAAUGAAACAGAUGGUAAUGGACUGCAACAACAACAACCUGUUUCUGUAUUCGAUCUUUCUCCUAUGCUUGCCAGUGGUUGUGCUGUUUGA